AAAAUCCAACAAAGCUUUGGGCAUUUGCAGUUGUUCGGAUGGCAGUAUUUCUGUCAUGUCAGUCGCCACUUUCUUCCUCCCUCCAACCUCCAAAACUGUCCACAAUCAACUCAAAACGCUCAAUCUCCAUUGCCCAUAUCCCCAAAACAUUCAGAACAAGCUACCCAUCUCUGACCCAUCAACCCAUUUGCUGUUCUUACUCCAGUUCUCAAUCAGAAUCCCAUAGUUCUACUUCAGCAGGAGUUUUCAUCAAAGGAUUGCCUCAAUCAACCGCUGAAGGACGUUUGAAGAGGGUGUUUUCACAGUUCGGGGAAGUCAAACAAGCAGUCAAUGUUGUCAGAGAAAGAGUAUCUAAGCAGUCUUUAGGAUCUGCUUUUGUUUGGUUCGAUGAGGAACAAUCGGCCCAGUUAGCCGUGAAGGAGAUGAAUGGAAAGUUUUUUGAUGGCAGGUUUAUUUUAGUUAAAAUUGCAAUGCCUGGAUUGUCCAAAAAUCGGGGGAGGGCAACACCAUACAGAUUCUAAUUUUUGCCUCAUUUUAAAGCUUCUUUUUCCUGGAAAUCAUUCUGAGCCAAUAAAAAUGUAAGAAGCAUUUCACCUAGUGUCAGAUGCAACUAACAGCUUAAUUCAGUGCUUAGGGAAGCAUAGUGCAGUCUUUCACUUAUGGUUUCUGUUAAGAAUCGAAGAGAUUUUUUGUUGUGUCCACCUUUACCUGUAUGAAUAUUUGUUACUCCUAUCUGUCUUAUCUUCAAUAACAAAUGAAAAUUUGAGUGAACA
Theobroma cacao (cacao) is the source of this 773-nucleotide messenger RNA. RefSeq names its product RNA-binding (RRM/RBD/RNP motifs) family protein. Gene Ontology annotation, biological process: mRNA splicing, via spliceosome. NCBI's taxonomy places the organism in Eukaryota, Viridiplantae, Streptophyta, Magnoliopsida, Malvales, Malvaceae. Gene Ontology annotation, molecular function: RNA binding. Gene Ontology annotation, cellular component: U2 snRNP; precatalytic spliceosome; catalytic step 2 spliceosome. The record is from RefSeq and is a predicted model, not a curated record.